Molecule: messenger RNA, 2816 nt
Organism: Rosa chinensis
Lineage: Eukaryota; Viridiplantae; Streptophyta; Magnoliopsida; Rosales; Rosaceae
Product: heat shock cognate 70 kDa protein-like
Exons: 2
Coding region: 61-1632 (523 amino acids)
Biological process (GO): protein refolding; cellular response to unfolded protein
Cellular component (GO): cytoplasm
Molecular function (GO): ATP hydrolysis activity; ATP-dependent protein folding chaperone; misfolded protein binding
Source: RefSeq, a predicted model, not a curated record
UAUUGACACAGUUGAGUACAAUUGAGUCUUUUUCUUCCAGUUUCCUCUGCUCUGUUGAGAAUGUCCGGAAAUGAACAGGUUCAUGCAAUAGGGAUUGACCUGGGGACGACUUACUCGUGCGUGGCGGUUUGGCAGCACGAACAUGUAGAAAUCAUAGUGAAUGAUCAGGGAAACAGGACCACUCCAUCUUAUGUUGCCUUCACUGAUACUGAGAAAUUGAUCGGCGAUGCAGCGUUUAACCAGAUCAUCAAAAAUCCCACCAAUUCCGUAUUUGAUGCAAAGCGCUUGAUUGGUAGGAGAUUCAGUGAUACCUCUGUUCAAAAUGAUAUGAAGCUCUGGCCAUUCAAGGUCAUUGAAGGUGCCAAUGACAAGCCAAUGAUCAUAGUUACACACCAGGGCGGAGAGAAACAAUUUGCAGCUGAAGAAAUCUCAUCUAUGGUUCUCACAAAGAUGCGGGAGAUAGCUGAAAAGUAUCUGGACUCAACUGUGGAAAAUGCGGUUAUAACUGUUCCCGCCUACUUCAAUAACUCACAGCGUGAGGCUACAAAAAAUGCUGGAGUCAAUGCAGGUCUAAAGGUGAUGCGCAUUAUCAAUGAACCGACAGCAGCGGCCAUUGCUUAUGGCCUUGAGAAACAGGCCGGUUGGUAUGGCAAGAGAAAUGUGAUGAUAUUCGAUUUGGGUGGUGGCACAUUAGAUGUAUCACUACUUACCAUAGGGGAUGGUGUCUUUGAAGUGAAGGCCACUGCUGGAGACACGCAUCUCGGAGGUGAAGACAUCGAUAACAGUAUGGUAAACUAUUGUGUCGAUCAAUUCAAGUCAAAGCAUAAUUUGGAUGUCAGUGAAAAUCCCAAGGCUCUUAGGAGGUUAAGAAAUGCUUGUGAGAAGGCAAAAAGGAGACUUUCAUUUACGUCCACGAUUGACCUUGAAGUUGACUGCUUGGAUCGAGGUACUGAUUUCUUUAUAACAAUUACUCGUGCCAAAUUUGAACAAAUGAACGAGGAUUUCUUCAACAAAUGUAUGGAGCCGGUGGACAAGUGUUUGAGGGAUGCUGAUAUAGAGAUAACUAAUGUUCAUGAUGUUGUUCUUGCUGGUGGCUCUUCUAGAAUUCCCAAGGUGCAGGAACUAUUACGGAAUGUCUUCAAGGGGAAGAAGCUGUGCCAGAGUAUUAAUCCGGAUGAAGCGGUUGCUCAUGGAGCUGCUGUUCAUGCUGCACUCCUGAGUGGGAAAGGAGAUGGUAAACUGCAAGACUUCACUCUCGUAGAUGCUAUCCCUGUCUCACUUGGAGUGCAGGUUUUCCACAAUCGCAUGAACAUUGUGAUUCCAAGAAACACCAAAGUUCCUGUAGAUAAGAACUGCAGAUUGACUACUCGGCAUGACAACCAAGAUUAUGUCAGCUUCGCCAUUUAUGAGGGUGAGAGUGAAACCACUUUACAUAAUAACUUUCUGGGUGAAUUUCAGUUCCUAAAUAUUCCUCCAGCUCCUAAGGGUGUUCCUAACUUCGAUGUCUGCUUCAAUAUCGAUGACAACGGUAUCUUGAGUGUUUCCGCUGAGGACAAGUCUACCGGUCAGAAGAAUGGGGUCACAAUCAACAGUAACAGAACAACUUUUGAGGGAAUUGAGAAGAUGAGCUAAGAGAUAAUCAUUUUGGUUUAUGAUUUGAUCUUCAACAGCUGUAGCAUUUUCAUUAAGUUUCGUACUUGAAUUUUGAAGCCUCUAUUUUGGGACAGUUCUGCUGUUUAAUGAUAGAAAAUCUGGGAAAGUGUAGUAGCUGGGUGUUGCACCCUGACAAGAGGCCUAAAAGUGAUCUCCAAGCCAAUACCAACUUCCAAAGGCUCAAAAGAUCCUAUGAGGUUCUCAAGAAUGAAAGUUCCCGCAAAGUGUUCGACCAAAUGCUUAGAGAGCAAAGACAGAAAGAUGGGAACCAUUCGGAGCACGAUCCCAAGCGACAGAAGAUGGUUUCUGAUCUUGAAGCAAGAGAACGAGCUGCAAAGUUUGACAGGGAUGCCAAAGUUAGACAAGAAAAGAUGAGAGAAUGAAGAGGAAGUUAGAUGAAGAGUGUGCUAGAUAUCGUGCAAUGUCUCAGAAGAGAGAGCCUGGGGGAGUUGGGAAGAAGGUGAAUGGUGGUGUUGGAAUAAGCCUGAGGUUAGAAGAAGAGAAGGUGAUUAGAGUGCGUUGGGAAAAGUUUGAGGGUGAAGGCUAUACAGCAAAAAGGUUGAGAGACUUGUUGUCCAAGUUUGGUGGAGUUAAAAGACCUCAUCCUUGGUUCAGGUUGUUUGGCUUUGGUUCUGAUGGAGACUAGAGAUGCAGCUGUUGCCGCAACAGGAGAGGUAAUUGGUGAUCUUUCUAAUCCGUUGAGGGUUUCGCUUUUUCAACCGGUCGCACCGAAGAGGAUGGUGGCUCCGACAGCAGAGAAGUCUGAUGAACCUGAUCGAGUUAAGAAUUUGGUUGGGGUUGGCUUUCGAACAUUUGAAGAUGAUGUUUUAAAGAAGGUUGCACAGGCUGGGCAGAAGGAAAAACUUGAUAGACAAAGUGCAUAAAAAGAUGCUUUCUGCUUCAUCAUUUUGAACUGUUGAUAAUGUAUAUGCUGCUUUGUACACAGGUCCCUUAACACAUUUACUCUGUCAUUGUGUUAAUGAAAUUAUAGUGCUUGUUCUUUAUAGAUAUGUCUUUCUUGGAGAUAUUGGAUUUAUCCCUCAAGAACUCAUAAAGAAAAAAUGGAGGCAAAGACUAGCCUGUCAAAUUUGCAGGUUUUUGUGUUGUAGUAUGUGAGGACCCGCAUCCAUACAAAUUUUUCUUAGCUCUGUACUUCUUCUUCA